Molecule: messenger RNA, 1968 nt
Organism: Lotus japonicus
Lineage: Eukaryota; Viridiplantae; Streptophyta; Magnoliopsida; Fabales; Fabaceae
Exons: 3
Coding region: 119-1765 (548 amino acids)
Source: RefSeq, a predicted model, not a curated record
CAAGUUACUUAAUCAAUAAUCAUUCAUACCUCUCUCUCUCUCACACUCUCUCUCUCUACACACACAUUUUCUCUCUCUUCAAACCCUCAUCGUCAUACCUUCCAGUCAAGCUCCACCCAUGGCGUCUGGAUCCUCUGGUCGCGGUAACUCAGCCUCCAAAGGCUUCGAUUUCGCUUCCGAUGAUAUUCUUUGCUCCUACGAUGACUUCCCCAACAGGGAUUCCAAUUCCAAUGGCAAUCACGCCGAUCCCGCCAAUUCAACUAAGGAUUUUCACAAAUCAAGGUUGUCUAGGACAUCUGUGUUUCCUGCUACUUCCUAUAAUCCACCUGAAGAUUCUUUAAGCCAAGAUGUGAUUGCAACUGUAGAGAAGAGUAUGAAAAAAUAUACGGACAACCUCAUGCGGUUUCUGGAGGGGAUUAGUUCGAGGCUUUCACAGUUGGAAUUAUAUUGCUACAAUCUUGACAAAUCUAUUGGAGAAAUGAAAUCUGAAUUGAAUCGUGACCACGGGGAGCAAGAUUCAAAGCUGAAAUCUCUUGAAAAGCACCUUCAAGAAGUUCACAGGUCUGUACAAAUUUUAAGAGACAAGCAAGAGCUAGCUGAGACUCAGAAAGAAUUAGCCAAGCUUCAACUCGCUCAGAAAGAAUCAUCUUCAUCGAGCCAUUCGCAGUCCAAUGAGGACAAAUCUCCUUCUACUACAGAUUCUAAAAAAGCUGAUAAUGCAUCUGAUGCAUCCAACCAGCAGUUAGCUCUUGCCCUGCCCAAUCAAAUUGCCCCUCAGCCUCAGCCUGCAGCAGCCCAGCCCCAAGCUCCUGCUCCAAAUGUGACUCAGGCCCCUCAACAACCUGCCUAUUACAUACCAUCCACCCCUUUGCCUGGCAAUACUCAAACCGUGGCCCAGCUUCCCCAGAAUCAGUAUUUACCUCCUGAUCAACAAUAUCGAACACCCCAAAUGCAAGAUAUGUCCCGGGUGGCUCCACAACCUGCACCAUCUCAGGUAAGCCCGCCUCCACCUGUGCAGCAAUAUCCUCAGUAUCAGCAACCACAGCAACAGCAGCAGCAGCAGCAACAACAACAACAAUGGCCCCAGCAGUUACCUCAGCAGGUGCAGCCUACACAACCACCCUCAAUGCAAUCACCUCAAAUAAGACCCCCCUCGUCACCUGUGUAUCCUCCUUACCAGCCAAGUCAAGCAACAAAUCCAUCAAACCCAGAAACAAUGCCAAACAGCAUGCCGAUGCAGAUGCCAUAUUCAGGGGUUCCACCACCAGGGUCCAGCCGCGCUGAUUCUGCGCCAUAUGGAUAUGGAGGAGGUGGUAGACCAGUUCCACAGCAACCUCCACCACAGCAAAUCAAGAGUUCUUUCCCUGCACAACCAGGUGACAUGUAUGGAAAUAGUGGGAACCACCCUUCACUCUCUCCUCCUGGCAAUGCAUACAUGAUGUAUGAUGGUGAGGGAGGAAGAGCACAUCACCCAUCCCAACCUCCUCAUUUUGCCCAAUCUGGAUAUCCACCAACAAGUGCUUCUCUUCAGAACCCUGCAGGUCAUAAUAUCAUGGUUCGAAAUCCUAACCCGACACAAUUUGUUCGCAACCAUCCUUACAGUGACUUGAUUGAGAAGUUGGUGAGCAUGGGAUUCAGGGGUGAACAUGUGGUAAGCGUGAUCCAGAGGAUGGAGGAGAGUGGACAGCCUAUAGAUUUCAACUCUGUUCUUGACAGGUUAAAUGUGCAUGGCUCUGUGGGUCCUCAGAGAGGAUGGUCUGGGUGAAGAAGGACAUGUCUGGAAUGUCCUGUUUAAACUACAAACUUAUAUGCUUUAUUCAAAACCUGCUUGAAAUCAUUGCGUGUUUUAUGAUGCAUGGAAUAAAGGUUUUAUGUAACUUUCGGUUUAUCAUCAUCGUAUGUAAAUGUCUGGGAUGUGAGGAUUCUCUAGUAUUUUUACAGAAUAUCCAUCACUUGCUCUUUUUUCUA